AUGAUAGUGCAAGUAACGUGCAGCAAGUGGACUGUGGCAGCUCUGUUGCUGGUCACUGGCAUUUGUAUACCUUGCAAAGCGCAAGAUAAUCCGUGCGGGGAACAUGGGGAAUGUAUUCCACAGACAAGCUACCAAAUGUCCAACUUGUUUGGAUGUUAUUUCUACGACUUGAUAUAUUACAUGUACGGAGGGUCCUGCAAUAACCAGCCAGGAACUGUUUGUGAUUGCGUUUGCUAUGAUGGUUAUACGAAGGCAGCAGAUGGCAUCUGUGUGGACAUCGACGAAUGUACAGUGGGUGUCCCAACCGGAUUUGGUACAAAUAAACCAGCCUGCGAAGAAGGUGGAAAUUGUAUUAACACAGAAGGAGGUUUCACAUGUUUCCCUGAUCCAGACGAGUGUUCCUUGGGUACAGACAACUGUGCAGAAAAUGCCACAUGUACAAAUACUGUUGGCAGUUUCAGUUGUUCAUGUUUACCUGGCUUCACUGGUGAUGGCACAACAUGUGCUAAUUCAGACGAGUGUUCCUUGGGUACAGACAACUGUGCAGAAAAUGCCACAUGUACAGAUACUGUUGGCAGUUUCAGUUGUUCUUGUUUAGCUGGCUACACUGGUGAUGGUACAACAUGUGCUAAUUUGGACGAGUGUUCCUUGGGUACAGACAAUUGUGCAGAAACUGCCACAUGUACAGACACUGUUGGCAGUUUCAGUUGUUCUUGUCUGCCUGGAUUCAGUGGUGAUGGCACAACAUGUACUAAUUUGGACGAGUGUUCCUUGGGUGCAGACAAUUGUGCAGAAAAUGCCACAUGUACAGACACUGUUGGCAGUUUCAGUUGUUCUUGCUUAUCUGGCUUCACUGGUGAUGGUACUACAUGUACUGAUUUGGACGAGUGCUCUUUGGGUACUGACAACUGUGCAGAAAACGCCACAUGUACAGAUACAGUUGGCAGUUUCAGUUGUUCUUGUUUAGCUGGCUUCACUGGUGAUGGCACAACAUGUGCUAAUUUGGACGAGUGUUCCUUGGGUACUGACAACUGUGCAGAAACUGCCACAUGUACAGAUACUGUUGGCAGUUUCAGUUGUUCUUGUUUAGCUGGCUACACUGGUGAUGGUACAACAUGUACUGAUUUGGACGAGUGCUCUUUGGGUACUGACAACUGUGCAGAAAACGCCACAUGUACAGAUACAGUUGGCAGUUUCAGUUGUUCUUGUUUAGCUGGCUUCACUGGUGAUGGCACAACAUGUGCUAAUUUGGACGAGUGUUCCUUGGGUACUGACAACUGUGCAGAAACUGCCACAUGUACAGAUACUGUUGGCAGUUUCAGUUGUUCUUGUUUAGCUGGCUACACUGGUGAUGGUACAACAUGUACUGAUUUGGACGAGUGCUCUUUGGGUACUGACAACUGUGCAGAAAACGCCACAUGUACAGAUACAGUUGGCAGUUUCAGUUGUUCUUGUUUAGCUGGCUUCACUGGUGAUGGCACAACAUGUGCUAAUUUGGACGAGUGUUCCUUGGGUACUGACAACUGUGCAGAAACUGCCACAUGUACAGAUACUGUUGGCAGUUUCAGUUGUUCUUGUUUAGCUGGCUACACUGGUGAUGGUACAACAUGUACUGAUUUGGACGAGUGCUCUUUGGGUACUGACAACUGUGCAGAAAACGCCACAUGUACAGAUACAGUUGGCAGUUUCAGUUGUUCUUGUUUAGCUGGCUUCACUGGUGAUGGCACAACAUGUGCUAAUUUGGACGAGUGUUCCUUGGGUACUGACAACUGUGCAGAAACUGCCACAUGUACAGAUACUGUUGGCAGUUUCAGUUGUUCUUGUUUAGCUGGCUACACUGGUGAUGGUACAACAUGUACUGAUUUGGACGAGUGCUCUUUGGGUACUGACAACUGUGCAGAAAACGCCACAUGUACAGAUACAGUUGGCAGUUUCAGUUGUUCUUGUUUAGCUGGCUUCAGUGGUGAUGGUACAACAUGUAAUAAUUUGGACGAGUGUUCCUUGGGUGCAGACAAUUGUGCAGAAAAUGCCACAUGUACAGACACUGUUGGCAGUUUCAGUUGUUCUUGCUUAGCUGGCUUCACUGGUGAUGGCACAACAUGUAAUAAUUUGGACGAGUGUUCUUUGGGUACAGACAACUGUGCAGAAAAUGCCACAUGUACAGACACUGUUGGCAGUUUCAGUUGUUCUUGUCUGCCUGGAUUCACUGGUGAUGGCACAACAUGUGAUGAUUUGGACGAGUGUUCCUUGAAUACAGACAACUGUGCAGAAAAUGCCACAUGUACAAACACUGUAGGCAGUUUCAGUUGUUCUUGUUUACCUGGCUUUAGCGGAAAUGGCACAGAAUGUAUUCAAGUUUUAUCCUGCACGGACGGUCCACCUGGAACUGAACUCUGGAAGAUAUCAAAUGACGGAAGCAAAUGUUUUCAAUUCUUUAGUGGCCCACUUAACUACAACGAUGCCAAGACACAAUGCCCUACAAUUGUUAAUGGAAGUACACUGGCAAUUGUAUUGAGUGCCGAAGAAACUGAUGACAUUGAAUCUAUUAUCCCAGCUGAUGCUGCACUGGAGUUAUCGUGGAUUGGUUUGGAGCAGCAGUCACCCCCUGGUACAUGGGAGUGGUUGGACGGCACCCCGGCUACGGGAUACGUGAAUUGGAAUGGUAACGAUGGCGGACAGGCACCCAAGAAAGCUAACAAAAACUGUGGUGCUGUGAACACUAGAUCAACUCCUUUUAAGUGGCUAGACGAAGAAUGUUCCGAACUUGGACAGUAUAUUUGCCAGGUUAUCAUCUAA
Molecule: messenger RNA, 2796 nt
Organism: Lingula anatina
Lineage: Eukaryota; Metazoa; Brachiopoda; Lingulata; Lingulida; Lingulidae
Product: fibropellin-1-like
Source: RefSeq, a predicted model, not a curated record